GUCAGCUCUGAGAUUGUGUGAAAAUUCGAGGCUUCAUUUGAGGGUAUGGCUUCCUUAAAACUUCUUCUGAUAACUCUUCUUGCCUUGAUGUUCAUCUGCAGCACUUCUGUAGAAGCAAGGAUCAAGCACCAUCAUCCUAGGCCAAGGCCGCCCCACCAUAAACCGAUCCAUCACCAUCCUCCCAAGCCAAUCCAUCGUCCGAAGCCUCACCAUAGGCGCCAUCGCUUUUAGCUCAAACAUCUUCCUAUGAUAUAUUUGAUGGACUACUUUGCUGCAUGAUUGACUUCGAAAGUGGCAGAGUAUUUGUACCAUAAUG
Messenger RNA from Cylicocyclus nassatus, 316 nucleotides. Lineage: Eukaryota; Metazoa; Nematoda; Chromadorea; Rhabditida; Strongylidae. The record is from the annotation of a GenBank genome assembly.